Molecule: messenger RNA, 1317 nt
Organism: Cercospora beticola
Lineage: Eukaryota; Fungi; Ascomycota; Dothideomycetes; Mycosphaerellales; Mycosphaerellaceae
Biological process (GO): spliceosomal complex assembly; regulation of mRNA processing; peptidyl-serine phosphorylation
Cellular component (GO): nucleus; cytoplasm
Molecular function (GO): protein serine/threonine kinase activity; ATP binding
Source: RefSeq, a predicted model, not a curated record
AUGCUGCGUACCACAUGGGACACAUCAGCACCCGGCGAGAACAUGAAAAUGGCAUUCACCUGUUUCGGCUGUAGGUUGCCGCGGAUGACUUCACCUCUCAUCUGCGGCCGUCGUUUUCCUACCCUCCCUUACACUCGUCCACACACCAUGUCCAGCACCUCACACGAAGACGCCAUUCUGGAAGAGCAGACACUUCCUAGGUACAGUCAGAGAACAUAUCUUCCUGUAAGAAUCGGCGAUGUUUAUGGUACGCGAUAUCGAGUCGCUGCCAAGCUUGGCUAUGGAGCAUACUCGACGGUCUGGCUCGCAAGAGAUGAGAGAUCACAGCAGUACGCAACUCUCAAAGUGUGCAUAGAGAACGACAGCACGGACUCGCCCGUUUCGAACGAGAUCAACAUGCUCAAGCACUUGCAAGACUUUGCCCGGUCCGUCGUUCACCCAGGGACAGACUUCGUACGCAUGGCAUCAGACGUCUUCGAAAUCGAGACCAAGACUGGUAAACAUACCUGUAUCGUCUCCAAGCCUCAUGGCUGCAGUUUGAGGAAAGUGCAAGAGUACAUCGCACCCGGAGCUUUGUUGAAGAGCAUCAUCAAGCCCAAUUUGCACCGUCUGAUUCUUGCCCUCAACUUCCUGCAUGCUACUUGCGAUGUGAUACACACAGAUCUAUCACCACAGAAUGUAUUAAUGCAAGCGGAGCAUGAAGACAUUUUCAAAGACAUUGAAGCAGCUGAGAUUUCCAAUCGAAGUCCGUCAGUUCAGAAGGUCGAGCGUAAUGUUAUUUUUCAAUCUCAGCAACCCCUCGUCGGUAUCUCCACCUACCCGGUGCUCACAGACUUCGGCCAAAUGAGGCGUGCGGGACCAAACAAUACGGACUGCAUCAUGGCCGACAUUUACCGCGCACCAGAGGUCCUCCUGAAGCUUCCUUGGAGUCAUCCGGUAGAUCUUUGGUCUCUUGGAGUCAUGACCCUAGAACUUCUCGAAGGCAAGAAUUUGUUCAAACCAAUUGACCAUGUGCAUCGCCAAUAUGUUCUCCCGUUGGCACUAGCUCAAUACAUCGGCUACCUUGGUCCCCCGCCUCUCAGAAUACUGAGAGAUAGCCCAGUCAUGGCAGAGUACUUCGACAGUCAAGGCAAUUGGAACUCUGAGCCACCGAUCCCUUCUACUUCGCUUGAAGAAUUCGUUACGACUAUCACCCCUGGCGAGGAGAAAGACCUGUUCCUCCGCUUUGUACGAAGACUCUUGACCUGGGAUCCGCAUGAUCGAGCAACCGCAAACGAGAUAUUUACAGAUCCAUGGCUCAUGAAGACUUUCGAUUGA